CCCCCUCGCCACUGCUGCUCCUCCCCAGCAGCGCGAGCGCAGUGCAAUCAGCCAUUUGCCACCACCACAGGUGGCUGGAAAGAAGACAUGGGAAAACUGGAAGUGUUCGAAAUUUCUUUUACUGACAACAAACUCGUGUACAGUCCCGGGGAAGCAAUCACUGGAACCGUGAACAUCACAAACGUUGAAUCAAUCCAGUGUAAAGCGAUCAAGGUGAACUGCCAUGGCUUCUGUGGGGUUAGCACCCGGAUGAAUGACACCUCGUGGGCCGCAGAGGAGCAGUAUUUCAACAGCACUAUUUCAGUGGCAGAUAAAGGCACUUUGAAGAAGGGCCCUCAUACGUUUCCAUUCAAGUUUCUCAUUCCAGCCACAGCCCCUACAUCUUACGAAGGACCUUAUGGCAAAACCAUAUUUGAAAUCAGAGCCUUUGUCGACACGCCACGUUUCACAAAGGACUACAAGGCAGAGAAGGCUUUCUUCAUCUUAAAACCCCUCAACCUCAACGAUGUGCCUGAUAUUCAGGAAAUAAGUUCCUCCUCGGUGACCAAAGACUUCAGCUACAUGCUGGUGAAAAAUGGCACUAUUAUGCUUAAAGCCACCAGUGACCAGCGAGGGUAUACCCCAGGCCAGGUCAUUCACCUGGAGACAGAGAUCGAGAACCGGUCGGGGAAAGCCACAAGCACAGUGGUGGCCAGUCUUAUGCAGAAGGUGACGUACAACACCAAGAGGCCCCUGCAUGACCAGAGGACCAUUGCGGAGGUGCAGGGCGCGGGCGUGAAGGCCAACAAGGAGGCCAAGUGGAAGGAGCAGAUCAUCGUGCCGCCUCUGCCACAGUCCCCGCUGCAAGGCUGCGAACUCAUCAACGUCGAGUACUACAUCCAGGUCUCUCUGAAGUCCCCAGAGGUGUCGCUGACUCUGCCCAUAUUCAUCGGCAACGUUCCCGUUGACCCGGCGCGCCGCGCCAACCCUUCCCGCCCCGUGCCCCCCGUGCCCAGGUCCACGCCUCCGACCGCCGCCAAGGACGCCCCCAAACCCGCGCCCAGACCCCGGCCUCGCAGCUGUUACGCCUCCCCCAGCGCACCCCCGGCCGAGUUGGAAGCUGGAGCCCCGGGGAUGGCGGGCACGCCACAGGCCGAGGAGCUUCCCACCAAGAGCCACACUCCGCAGCAGCAAGGGCUGGACUCCCCAGCCGUGGCCCCGGUCCCGGCCCUCCCCUCCCCCCGUGGCUUCAGCUACGCCCCAGGCCUGAUGUUCCCGUCCCCGCAGCCCAGGCCCAACGGCGUGGUGGGGCCCCACAACAACAACAGCGCUGCAACCAGCCCGUCGGCACCCGUCUUCAGCGUGUCCACAGGGUCCAACAUACCCUUUCACACGGAGAACAACUCCACGCCCGUGCCCAUGCCAGGCCAGCUCAUCAUGCCACCAAACUACGGGCCGUCCCUGUAUCCGCAUGUUUUUGCAGAGCCGCCACCUUCGUAUGAUGAAAGCUGCAGCAACACCUGAAAUGGGUACCAGAACCAAACAACAAUGGAGGAUUGUCAUCCACACACACACACACACACACCUCAUUGUCUGAACAUUGCAAUCUCUCAGUGCAUACAGGCACACUAGGUCACUACAUCUAUUUAAGCCUUCUCAUCUCUACCACAGCCUUUUAAGGAAAACGCUAACUUUAAAAAAUGAGUGGGCCCCUCUGGGGUCUUCAUAACUGAGUUCAAUGGGCAGUGCUUGGGAUUCAUGAUGUCAUAAGACACCUGGCAUGUUAAUCCAGUAUGUCUGGAGUUAGAUUUGUGUGUGUGUGUGUGAUUUUUUUUAUCAAACGGUUUAUCAUCGUGUAUAGAAAGUGAUUAUGACAAUCAACGUAUAAAGUAGCAGAAGCAGUUUCUCUGUUUUUGGAAAUGGUGAUAUGCUGUUAUAUGCUAUUGACAGAGUUCCAAUCAGUGCCAAUUAUAUACAACUGAUUUUAAACAGAAAAUGAAAAAAUGAUCCAAGGUUUGUUCUUUUUUUCCCUUUGUUUUAUUGUUUGUUUGUUGGUUUUUUCUAUUGCUGGUAUUUAUAUAUUAACACUAAGGUAUACACUGUUAAAUAGUUUUAUUCACUUGAUUGCCUUUUUAGCCUUCAGUUUUAAUAAAAUGGUUCACAAAUUCAA
This is a messenger RNA of Engraulis encrasicolus (European anchovy), 2149 nucleotides long. RefSeq names its product arrestin domain-containing protein 1-like. Gene Ontology annotation, biological process: protein transport. The transcript has 8 exons. NCBI's taxonomy places the organism in Eukaryota, Metazoa, Chordata, Actinopteri, Clupeiformes, Engraulidae. Gene Ontology annotation, molecular function: ubiquitin-like ligase-substrate adaptor activity; ubiquitin protein ligase binding. The record is from RefSeq and is a predicted model, not a curated record. The coding region runs from base 88 to 1503 and encodes 471 amino acids. Gene Ontology annotation, cellular component: cytoplasm.